Molecule: messenger RNA, 500 nt
Organism: Pistacia vera
Lineage: Eukaryota; Viridiplantae; Streptophyta; Magnoliopsida; Sapindales; Anacardiaceae
Product: protein SODIUM POTASSIUM ROOT DEFECTIVE 2
Exons: 2
Coding region: 58-447 (129 amino acids)
Molecular function (GO): metal ion binding
Source: RefSeq, a predicted model, not a curated record
CUUAUAGUUCAAAGUUCAGAAACAAUAAGGAGAACUCAUAUAUAGAAUAAGGUUCAAAUGGCGAACUUACAAAUAGUUCCGGCUUGCAAGAAUGUGGAAGCACAAUAUGUGGAGUUGAAGGUACCUUUAUAUUCUUAUGGGUGUGAGAAGAAAGUUAAGAAGACCUUAUCCCAUCUUAAAGGUAUAUACUCAGUAAAUGUGGAUUAUGAGCAACAGAAGGUUAUAGUGUGGGGUAUAUGCAACAAAUAUGAUGUUUUGGAAACAAUGAGAAGUAAGAGAAAAGAAACACGUUUUUGGAAUGAAGAAAAUAACUUUGUAAUGGAAAAAUCUGAAUCACCUUCACUACCUCCUCCGAAGAAUUCGAAGCCUUAUCUGACUCUAAUUAGGGCUCAGUCUUUCAAAUGGAAAGCAUUUAAAAAGGUCUUCAAAAGAUCUAAUUCCUUAUGAAGAAUUUUGAAUUUAGAAGUAAGAAUUAAUGCGUGUAAAUUUGACAACAUAUU